GGUCGCCCUAUUUUACAACACGACCUACCGAAAAUAUUUAGUUUUUGACAUUAAUAGGAAUUAACAGUGAUAAGGCGACCAAAUCAAAACUUUCUGCGGGUAUAUAGCAGACCUGUACCCUGGUGUGAGUGCAAUUUGAAUUGAAAAAAAGGAUGAUACGACGACCGUUUGAUCCGGAGGCACAUGAGUUGGAUGCCUCCUUUCGAUUGACGAAGUUUACAGAUUUAAAGGGAUGUGGGUGCAAAGUACCCCAAGAUGUUUUGCUCAAGUUGCUCGAAGGGCUACAAGGAGAAGGUGCGCAAGCCACCUCUCCGAUUGCACAGGUUGCACAAAUAGCACAAAUUUCCCAAGACCAGGAGCAGUCACACUUUCAGUAUGUUACUGCAGUACCUCGAAUCGGUAUUGGGAUGGACAGCUGUGUUACUCCCCUCCGACAUGGAGGUUUAUCACUGGUACAAACCACAGACUUUAUCUAUCCUUUGGUUGACGAUCCUUACAUGAUGGGUAAAAUAGCUUGUGCCAAUGUACUCAGCGACCUUUAUGCCCUGGGUGUAAUGGAGUGUGACAACAUGUUGAUGUUGUUAGGGGUCAGCAACAAGAUGACGGAUAAGGAAAGAGAUGUCAUUGUUCCACUGAUGAUGAGAGGUUUUAAGGAUGCUGCUGAAGAAGGGGGCUCUAGUGUCAAUGGAGGCCAAACCGUCAUGAACCCUUGGUUAACUAUUGGGGGCGUGGCUACAACUGUCUGUCAGCCCAAUGAAUAUAUCAUGCCCGACAAUGCUGUUGUUGGGGAUGUAUUAGUUUUGACCAAACCUCUAGGAACCCAGGUUGCUGUCAAUGCCUUUCAGUGGCUUGAUCAGCCUGAACGCUGGAACCGCAUCAAGCUUGUGGUUAGUGAAGAUGAUGUGAGAAAGGCAUAUCAAAGAGCUAUGUUCAGCAUGUCAAGACUGAACAAGACAGCUGCUCGGCUGAUGCAUAAGUACAAUGCCCAUGGAGCAACAGAUGUCACAGGGUUUGGUUUGUUAGGCCAUGCAUCCAACCUGGCAAAAGUUCAGAAGAAUGAAGUCAGUUUUGUGAUUCACAACCUGCCUAUUAUAGCUAAGAUGGCAUCAGUUGGUAAAGCCUGUGGAAAUAUGUUUAAACUGAUGCAAGGCCACUCUGAAGAAACAUCAGGUGGAUUGCUGAUUGCCCUUCCCCGGGAACAAGCUGCUGCAUUCUGUAAAGACAUUGAGAAACAAGAGGGCUAUCAGGCCUGGAUUAUUGGAAUUGUGGAAAAGGGAAACCGGACAGCUCGGAUUAUUGAUAAGCCACGAGUAAUUGAAGUGCCUGCUAAGGAUAAAGACGGGGAGCUCUGGUGACCUAGGACUGUAUACAAAGACUCUUUACGACAUCAACAUUGCAAUGGCACACUUACAUUAAGGGAUACUUGAUGUUUUGGAUGCUCCAAUGUGUGAUCUUUGUCCAUGUUCAGUAUCCAAUCAGAAUGAAGAGGGACUCCAUGAAUUGGAUCAGUACUGUGGAUGUUUGCCAAGAUGGUGUUGAACCCACCCACAUUAUGUGGCAAUAUUGCCUCAAGUUUAUAACUUUUUGACUUGCAUGUUUCUUUGUAGGAAUGGAUUAACAUAAACUUCAAAUUUGCCAAGCCAAAUAGACCACAAUGUACUUUGCAAAUAUUAUUAUUUUCUGAUUAUGUAAGGGCUGUAAUUUUGUUCUUCAUUUGCAAGAGAUGAAAUUCAUGUCAUGUUCAAGAUUUAAUAAAUCUGAGAACGGUUAUCAGCUGAGCUGUAGCACUUUAAAUGUUUAUGAAGAUGUUGCUUAGUAAAAUGGCACAAACUUUGUAGUACUGUGUUCUUCAGCUGAUGUGCAUAUUUUUGCUAAUCUUACGCUGCAUGCUUUAUUAACAGAGGCAAGAUUUUUAUUACCCGUACAUUCAGGCUUUGCAGUGGUUUUCUGCCAGGUCAGUUAUUUGCCUGACAGAGGGGUAGAUCAGUUAUGUGACUGGCG
Messenger RNA from Liolophura sinensis, 2001 nucleotides. Its product is annotated as inactive selenide, water dikinase-like protein. Gene Ontology annotation, cellular component: cytoplasm. Lineage: Eukaryota; Metazoa; Mollusca; Polyplacophora; Chitonida; Chitonidae. Bases 153 to 1355 code for a protein of 400 amino acids. The transcript is spliced from 7 exons. The record is from RefSeq and is a predicted model, not a curated record. Gene Ontology annotation, biological process: L-selenocysteine biosynthetic process. Gene Ontology annotation, molecular function: ATP binding; selenide, water dikinase activity.